GAGAAGCGGCAGAAGCGACCCUCCCGUGAUUCAAUCUCUGCGCGCAAUUCUCUCCCAUGGCUUUUCCGGUGCCAGGCGAGGUUGGGUUGCAACUGCUCCUCUCCCCUCUUGGUUCUAAAAUUGUUCUUCGCACUGCAUGCUGUUCUGUGGGGCUUGCGCUUCCUGUUUACUCUACAUUUAAAGCUAUUGAGAACAAAGAUCAAAAUGAGCAACAAAGGUGGCUGACUUACUGGGCAGCUUAUGGAUCUUUUAGCAUAGCAGAAAUAUUUGCAGAAAAAGUACUUUGCUGGAUCCCACUUUAUUACCAUAUGAAAUUUGCAUUUCUUGUUUGGCUUCAGCUUCCCACUCUCAAUGGAGCGAGACAACUGUAUGAGAGUCACAUGCGUCCAUUUUUGCUGAAGCAUCAAGCUAGAAUGGAUCAGGUUAUGGAAUUUUUAUAUGGUGAAAUGGGUGCUAUACUGCUUUUGAUGAUUGUUUAUCCUAGUCUUGUGUUCACCACACCUCGCAAUACUUAA
Neltuma alba is the source of this 515-nucleotide messenger RNA. RefSeq names its product HVA22-like protein k. NCBI's taxonomy places the organism in Eukaryota, Viridiplantae, Streptophyta, Magnoliopsida, Fabales, Fabaceae. The record is from RefSeq and is a predicted model, not a curated record. The coding region runs from base 57 to 515 and encodes 152 amino acids. The transcript is spliced from 7 exons.